Messenger RNA from Pteronotus mesoamericanus, 1206 nucleotides. RefSeq names its product protein phosphatase, Mg2+/Mn2+ dependent 1N (putative) (gene PPM1N). Lineage: Eukaryota; Metazoa; Chordata; Mammalia; Chiroptera; Mormoopidae. Gene Ontology annotation, cellular component: nucleus; cytosol. Gene Ontology annotation, biological process: positive regulation of canonical Wnt signaling pathway; positive regulation of canonical NF-kappaB signal transduction; negative regulation of canonical NF-kappaB signal transduction. Gene Ontology annotation, molecular function: protein serine/threonine phosphatase activity; magnesium ion binding; manganese ion binding. The record is from RefSeq and is a predicted model, not a curated record.
AUGGCGGCCCCUGCCCGUUUGCUGGAGCGUCUCCUCUGUUCAGCUCUCAAGAAAGAAGAGGAGGAGCGGGGCUCACUUCCGGACAGGCUUCGGUUCCUACCGGACGCGCCGCAAUGCGCCCAGCGGCCGCACGGGGGUGAAGCAGCAUCUUGGAGCUUGCGCUUCGGGGCCAGCGCAGUUCAGGGCUGGCGCGCGCACAUGGAGGAAGCGCAUUGAGCAUGGCUCGCUUUACGCGGGGUGCAUCCGAGCUGGGCUUUCUUUGAGGUCCUCGACGGCCAAGGCAGGGCGUGUGCAGCCCUCCCCCGCGCGUGUCAUCUUCCAGGCCACGUGCUUGAGGCGCUGGGCCCGGCCCCUGACCAGCCCGAGGGCAUGUAGGGGACGCUUCGCCGUGCCUUCUGGAGCGCAGACGCACGCCUGCGCUCGCUCUGGCCACUCGGCGAGCCGAGCGGUUCCACCGCGGUGGCGUUGCUCGUCUCUCCGCAAUUUCUAUACCUGGCACACUGCAGUGAUUUUCGCGCGGUGCUGAACCGUGCGGGAGCUGUGGACUUCAGCACCGAGGACCAUCGACCCCUCCGGCCCCAGAAACGCGAACGUAUCCAUGACGCGGGCGGCACCAUCUGCCGCCCUCUCAAGGGCUCUCUGGCAAUAUCGAGAGCACUGGGUGACUUUGCCUACAAAGCUUCAGGAGGGCCUCCUGAGCUGCAGCUUGUUUCCGCAGAGACUGAGGUGACCGCCCUGGCACGGCGGGCCGAGGACGAGUUCCUGCUCCUGGCCUCCGACGGUGUAUAGGAGAUGUCUGGCGCUGCCCUGGCGAGACUGGUGACAUCACGCCUCCGCUUGGCGCUUUGGGCCUCUGCCCCAGAGCUGCUUUGAGCGCAGCCGUUGGACACGUGUCUGUGCCAGGGCAGCCUGGACAACAUGACUUUCCUCCUGGUCUGCUUCCUGGGGACUGCCAGGCCUUGUGAGGAGGCGAUCAGGUAGGAGCUGGCACUGGAUGAAGCCCUGGGCCACAAGGUGGCUGAGCUGUGUUCCUCUUCCCAGGAGCCCCCAAGCCUGAAGAGAGUUUUAAGGACUAUGGUCUCGGAGGAUGCCCCGGAUUUACGUCCUGAGGGAGGGCUCCACUGCAAGGGAGUCUGGAAGGUGCAGAAUGGGGCGGGGAAGGUCACUGGCACCCAUUCAAGCUCUGCCUUGGACUUCCAGGCCUGA